AUGCAAUUCAUUGGAGAGUUCGAGAUGUACUGUAAGGUAAGGCACUCCCUUUGCAUGGACUACGUCGAAGUGCGGAACUCGACAGAUUUCGCGAACACUGGCAUGAGGUACUGUUGCUACGGCACUCCGAGCACGAGCAUUCGUUCGGCGACCACCGAUCUUGUGGUGUUGUUCCGCAGUUUCUACCGUGGCGGUCGUGGCUUCGAGGCUCGCGCCCGGGCCCUACCCGCGAAUGGUCAGUGGGCAUCGUGGACCCCGUGGACCCCCUGCACGGCUAGCUGUGGCGCAUGUGGAUCCCGAAUGCGAACACGUGUCUGCUCGCACGGAGCAUGC
This is a messenger RNA of Ostertagia ostertagi, 333 nucleotides long. NCBI's taxonomy places the organism in Eukaryota, Metazoa, Nematoda, Chromadorea, Rhabditida, Trichostrongylidae. The record is from the annotation of a GenBank genome assembly.